Triticum turgidum subsp. durum (durum wheat) is the source of this 2454-nucleotide messenger RNA. The record is from the annotation of a GenBank genome assembly. NCBI's taxonomy places the organism in Eukaryota, Viridiplantae, Streptophyta, Magnoliopsida, Poales, Poaceae.
AUGGGGCUCUUCGACCGCCUGCCCCCCAUGGACCACCUCCGCUCCGAGAAGAUGUGCCUCGUGCAGCUCAUUUUCCCCGCCGAGAGCGCGCGCCUCGCCGUCACCUACCUCGGCGAGCUCGGCCUCCUCCAGUUCAAGGACUUGAAUGAGGAUAAGAGUCCUUUUCAGCGUAUAUUUGUCAACCAGGUAAAGCGAUGUGCAGAGAUGACUCGUAAGCUGAAGUUUUUCAGUGAUCAGAUCAACAAGGCAGGUGUUAAGUCUUCUGUCCGUCCUGCACUACAACCAGAAAUUGAUUUGGAGGAGCUAGAGGCAAAAUUGGGUGAGCAUGAGCAUGAGCUGCUUGAGAUGAAUACUAAUAGUGGGACACUACGGCAGACAUACAAUGAACUUCUUGAAUUCAAACUGGUCUUGUCAAAGGCAGGUAGCAUCCUUGCUGCUUCUCAAAAUCAUGCAACUCCAGCUGACCAUGAGCUAGAUGAACAUAUAUAUGACAAGGAAGUGGAUGAAGGAAAUGGCUAUUUGCUUGAACAGGGAAUACAGCAAGGGGCCUCGGAAUCUGGUGUUAGGUUUGUUAGUGGGAUAAUACUGAAGUCCAAGGCAUUGGCUUUUGAGAGGAUGCUUUUCCGAACUACAAGGGGAAAUUUGUUUUUCAAUCAGGCAUCUGCAGGGGAACCUGUUAUGGAUCCCAGUUCUGGUGAAGAGGUAGAGAAGACUGUUUUUGUAGUUUUCUUUUCGGGCGAGCAGGCUAAAGCAAUAAUAUUGAGGAUUUGUGCUUCAUUUGGAGCAAAUUGCUACCCUGUUCCUGAGGAGACUGUCAAGCAGAGACAAAUUCUUCGUGAGGUAUCAUCACGCCUGGGUGAUCUAGAAGUCACCUUGGAUGCUGGAAUCCAGCACAGAAACAAAGCACUUGAGUCAGUUGGGUCCCAAUUAUGGAGGUGGAUACUCAUGGUAAAAAAAGAGAAAGCUGUUUAUGAUACACUGAACAUGUUGAACUUUGAUGUGACAAAGAAAUGCCUUGUUGGAGAAGGAUGGUGCCCAAUAUUCGCUAAAUCUCAGAUCGAGGAUGUUUUGCAGCGUGCAACUCUUCACAGCAACUCACAAGUUGGAAUAAUAUUUCAUGAGAUGGACACUAUUGAUUCGCCACCUACAUACUUCCGAACUGAUAAAUUUACGAAUGCUUUCCAGGAGAUUGUUGAUGCAUAUGGUGUUGGUCGAUAUGAAGAAAUUAAUCCAGCUGUAUAUUCUGUUAUCACGUUCCCAUUUCUUUUUGCUGUUAUGUUUGGAGAUUGGGGUCAUGGAAUAUGUCUGUUAAUUGGAGCUUUGAUUCUUAUACUUCGUGAAAAGAAACUUUCCUCUCAGAAGCUUGAUAGCUUUACGGAGAUGGCAUUUGGUGGGCGUUAUGUGAUUCUUCUGAUGGCGUUGUUCUCAAUAUACUGUGGGCUCAUAUACAACGAAUUCUUCUCUGUUCCAUUCCAUAUAUUUGGCAAAUCAGCAUAUGCGUGUCGAGAAAAUUCCUGCAGUGAUGCAUAUACUGCUGGCCUCGUAAAAGUUCGUGAUCCCUACCCUUUUGGAGUGGACCCAAGUUGGCGUGGAAGUCGAUCUGAGCUACCCUUUCUAAAUUCUUUGAAGAUGAAGAUGUCAAUACUGAUGGGUGUCUCCCAGAUGAACUUGGGAAUUUUAUUGAGUUAUUUUGAUGCAAAGUUUCAUAAAAAUGCCCUAGACAUUAGGUACCAAUUCAUACCGCAGCUGAUUUUCCUGAAUAGCCUCUUUGGUUACUUAUCACUCCUGAUUCUCAUUAAGUGGUGCACGGGGUCUAAAGCCGAUCUGUAUCACGUGAUGAUAUAUAUGUUCCUUGACCCUGCUGGAGAUCUUGGAGAGAAUCAACUUUUUUGGGGACAGAAGGAACUCCAGAUACUUUUGUUGCUUCUGGCCCUUGUAGCUGUUCCAUGGAUGCUCUUCCCAAAGCCUUUCAUUCUAAAGAAACUUCAUAAGGAGAGAUUUCAAGGUCACAGCUAUCGCUUCCUUGGGACAUCUGAAAUGGAUCCAGAUUCUGAACCCGACUCUGCCCGUUCACGUCAUGAUGAUUUCAAUUUUGGUGAAGUUUUUGUUCAUCAAAUGAUACACUCCAUCGAGUUUGUUCUCGGGGCUGUCUCAAAUACUGCAUCAUACCUUCGACUUUGGGCCUUGAGCUUGGCACAUUCUGAGCUAUCAACAGUUUUCUACGAGAAGUUGCUGCUAUUUGCAUGGGGGUAUGAUAGCCUUAUCUUCAAGGUAGUGGGGCUUAUAGUGUUUGCUUUUGCUACUGCCUUCAUAUUGCUCGGGAUGGAAUCACUGAGCGCCUUUCUUCAUGCAUUGCGUCUACACUGGGUUGAGUUCAUGAACAAGUUCUAUCAUGGGGAUGGCUACAAAUUCAAACCAUUCUCAUUUGCUCUGCUAGCAGACGACGAAGAAUGA